UAAUAUUGUUAUGAUGACAUUAAUGUGUCGAAGAUAGAGCUGUCUAGAGGCAGCAUAUGAAGUAGGUGGAUGGAUGGAGCGAGCCUUUGUCAGCGGUGGUACCAAAAUACAUUUCAAAGAACCCUCAGAAAUAUAGGGGUUCAGCCUGUUUUUAUAAAAAUAUACUAAUCCACAUAGUAGGAACUCAAAUCGUUUCCUACCGAUAAACCUACUUAGUAAACAAAAUUAUCAGUUUAACUCCAUGACAAUGGAUGCUAAAAAACUUCACACAGUAAAUAUACCUAUCUGUGCAUACUCCUCUAAACAAAUUGAAACGAGGAUCAAAUAUUCAAAUACGUUUAUUGUAUUCAAACAUUGUAAGUGGAACAUAAUGUUGAUGACAAGAUAUGACCGAAAACAAGAGAUCCCAGAGAAACACGUCAGCAUGCAUCACACGGCGAGCGCCUGCAAUGUGAGCGACAAAGUAAUCGCGGCCAGCUCAUCGCAGAGCAUAUUCCAACAUUACGACCAGAAUAACUAAACAAUUAAACAAAAAACUUCAGAACAAUAAAGAAAUAAAAACGAAACGGAAUCCACGACGCGAAUAACAAACAUAAUUGUGUUUUUUGUGCUUCAUUCAAUACACUCUUUGUCCGUACAAAAAAACUGGUUCUCAAAAAAGUCACCUUUAUAAAUUAAGUUUCAGCAUUCCCUAACCAAUCAAUUGGCAGAGGCGGGGUCUCGCGGCGCUGUCAUUGGCGGAGCCGAGCCUCUCAUCUUACAACAUUUUAUAUAACCGGAUGAUACAACAUAUACAGUUAACACUACAGUGGGACAGGGACGGCGAUAUACGUUUGAAUACAGUGUGUCGUUUCGCUCUCGUUCCGUCUCUGUCGCGCGUCGCGGCAGCAACUGUUCGGUUCAAAAUGAAUCAACAGUGUUCGAAACAACUCGGCGGAGUGCGUCGCUUUAACUGUAACGUUCGCGUUCCAAAUUCGGAGAGAGCUUUUUUGAAAUUUUGAAUUUUGAAUUUGGAUUUGAUUUAAAAUUCGAGUGUUUUGUUUUUAAAGAAUGUUAGUGUUGUGUUGUUAGGGUUGGGACUUUGUUUUCGGGCACUCAGUGAAGUUGAUGGAGAUGUCCCUGCCCAACGGCGUGGACGUGUCGCAGCUGGUGCAGCACCCCGUGCUGGCCGCGCUGCCGCCCUUCUUCCUCAGGGCCUCCGAGCGAUACCAGCGGACGCCGAAGUGCGCGCGCUGCCGCAACCACGGCGUGGUGUCCGCGCUGAAGGGCCACAAGCGGUACUGCCGCUGGCGGGACUGCGUCUGCGCCAAGUGCACGCUCAUAGCAGAACGACAGCGGGUCAUGGCUGCACAGGUGGCGCUGCGGCGGCAGCAGGCGCAGGAGGAGAACGAGGCGCGCGAGCUGAACCUGCUGUACGCGAGCCAGACGCCCGCGCCGCACCACUACUCCGACAUGAACGAUGACGCGCCAGUUCAAAAGCGCGCGCGGAUCACAGAAGUGUGCUCCAGCCCGUCGCCGCCGACGGAGUCCCAGCAGGAGGCCAAGACCCCCGCCGCCACACCCCCGCUCGCCACCCCGCCCCCGCGCUCGCCCUCCGACCACGAGCUCAACGUGGAGGAGGAACUCGAAGACACGGAGCCCUCGCUCACACCAGAGAACCUCUCGAUGAAGGAGCAGAGAGAAGAGAUCCCCGUCAAAAAGGAGGAAGACGACAAAUGGGAUAACCCCGACUUUAAAUACAAAAUGUUCAGACGAGAGCGAAAAGAAACCGUGGAGACUGUUACUGAAGACCCUUCCCCGUACCAGAAAUCACCAGUCGAUGUGCUGAUAAAGGUCUUCCCACGACGCAGUCGGCAGGAGAUCGAGGGGAUCCUCACGAGGUGCAAAGGUGACGUGGUAGCGGCCAUGGAGAUGAUGAUCAAUGGAGAACAUUCCCAGUACCAGGUGGCUCAGGAAUCUCCACCUUACAUGCAGUAUCAAUCAAAAUCCGCGUUCUCUCCUUUAUCAAACCAAAGCUUCAAGUUCUCUCCGUCGCGACGGUUUCUGACGCCGCCGUACAGUGGUACGGGGUACCUGCCGACGGUGAUUCGUCCUCCGCCGGAGUACCUGUCCUCGUUCAUGCCGCCUACGGAGCUGAUGUACGGCAGACAGCUGCAGGUCCCCUCACCAGGCACCUCUCCCACGUCAGACAACACGAACAACGAAGGGUUCUCCGAUUAGUACCUGAAGUACUGGACAGUGCUGUAGAGCGGACUGUUACGUGACUCACGUGAUUGUGAUUGCAGUG
This is a messenger RNA of Trichoplusia ni (cabbage looper), 2287 nucleotides long. It is a transcript of the gene dmrt99B, whose product is annotated as doublesex- and mab-3-related transcription factor A2. Lineage: Eukaryota; Metazoa; Arthropoda; Insecta; Lepidoptera; Noctuidae. The record is from RefSeq and is a predicted model, not a curated record. Bases 1108 to 2220 code for a protein of 370 amino acids. Gene Ontology annotation, cellular component: nucleus. Gene Ontology annotation, biological process: regulation of transcription by RNA polymerase II; sex differentiation. The transcript has 4 exons. Gene Ontology annotation, molecular function: DNA-binding transcription factor activity, RNA polymerase II-specific; RNA polymerase II cis-regulatory region sequence-specific DNA binding; protein binding.